Messenger RNA from Punica granatum (pomegranate), 1764 nucleotides. NCBI's taxonomy places the organism in Eukaryota, Viridiplantae, Streptophyta, Magnoliopsida, Myrtales, Lythraceae. The record is from RefSeq and is a predicted model, not a curated record.
AUCAGCCAAACUCAAACCAAUUUGCUUCACUUUAGCUCAUCAUCCCAACCAUGGAGCUCUUCACCCUCGUCCUCCUCUCCUCGGCCUCCCUCCUCAUCUUCGGCCUCAUCUACGCCUCCCUGGGGACCCGGAAAACGGGCCACAAGAACCUUCCGCCGGGCAGCUUUGGGUGGCCCAUCAUGGGUGAGACGAUCGAGUUCCUGUUCGGGAAGCCCGACAAGUUCGUGUUCGACAGGAUGAAAAAGUACUCCCCUGACAUCUUCAAGACAAGGAUACUCGGCGAGGACACCGCGGUCAUCUGUGGGCCCAGCGGCCACAAGUUCCUCUUCUCCAAUGAGCAGAAGCUCUUCACCGCCUUCCGCCCUCACUCCAUGCAGAAGCUCUUCCGCUCGUACAAGGCCGCCGCCGGCGCCCCACCACCACCAGCCACUUCCGAGGACCGGGCCAAGGUUAAUCGGGAUGAGGAAGCCAAGGUGAUCCGCUCACCCGGGUUCCUGAAACCGGAGGCACUCGUCCGGUACUUGGGCAAGAUGGACUCCAUCACCCAGCAGCAAAUCCAGAUUCAGUGGGAGGGGAAGGAUCUGGUCAAGGCCUAUCCCUUCACUAAGUCCCUAACCCUGACACUUGCCUGCCGGUUCUUCCUCGGGACGGAUGAUCCUGAAAGAAUAGCCAGGCUAGUCGACAACUUCGAUGACAUGACCGUGGGGAUGCACUCGAUCACCGUCAACUUCCCCGGCACGAUCUUCCACAAGGCUAACAAGGCUGCCGCCGCCAUCAGGAAGGAGCUCCGGCAUGUAAUCGCAGAGAAGAAGGCUGCAAUGUCGAGCGGGGCACCUAUGGGUGAUAUACUGUCACACAUGAUCGUCGCAACGGACCCCACCGGGAAGUACAUGCCUGAGGCCGAGAUCGCCGACAAGAUCAUGGGGCUGCUGACCGCCGGGUACAGCACGGUGGCCACCGCCAUGACUUUCUUCAUGAAGUACGUCGGGGAGAGGCCUGACGUUUACCAGAAGGUCUAUGAUGAGCAAACGAAGGUAGCAGCAGCCAAGAAGGAAGGGGAAUUGCUUGACUGGGAAGACAUACAGAAGAUGAAGUACUCAUGGAAUGCGAUGAAUGAAGUGAUGAGGCUGACCCCUCCAUUGCAGGGCACUUUCAGAGAGGUCCUUGCUGAUUUCACCUAUGCUGGCUAUACCAUUCCUAAGGGCUGGAAGGUAUACUGGACCGUUAGCACCACGAACAAGGACCCGCAGUACUUCCCAGAACCAGAGAAAUUUGACCCGUCGAGGUACGAAGAGGGCAACACCUUCCCUCCCUUCACGUUCGUCCCCUUUGGGGGCGGGCCAAGGAUGUGCCCCGGGAAAGAGUACGCCCGUCUGGCGACCCUCACCUUUGUCCACAACAUCGUGAAGAGGUACAAAUGGGAGGUCAUCGACCGUAAAGAGAAGAUUUUAGGCGAUAUGAUGCCCACUCCGCAAAAGGGGCUCCCUGUUCGCCUCCACCGUCACUGAAUUUAAUGAAGGAUCGAUUCAUGCUGGUUACUUCCAUUGCCAUUGCCCCAAACCACCCAAUUCAAACCAUGGACUUUUCCAUACAUGCGUUCAUUUCGUAGCUUGCUUGAUUUGGAAACAUUAUUAAGGAAAUCUUAUGUUCAACUCUUCUUUUCUUAUAUGUGUAAUAACUUCACAUGUAAUUAAAAAUCUCGAUACCAUAAAUGUAAUCGCGAAUUUCUCUUUGAGCUAGAGAUAGACUAGCCCUGAUUCCUCA